AGUUGGCCUAUAAAAGCGCACAACAACACUCGAGUUGGACUCAAGUGAAAUCUUCGGAAGGUCGAUAAUGCUACAAUUAAAGAUAUUUGCGCUCUUCUGCGGCCUUUUUGCAGUGAUUGCAUUUCAGGACGGAGUGGCCCAGGCCGACGAAUCGGAACCGGUCGAAGAGUGUCCGGACGAUGAGGGCGACCGCGAUGGCAACGAUACGCUCUGUGACAAUUUCCAGGCGCUGCGUGAGACCAUUGAUAAGAAUACACUGAUGGAUCUCAUCCAGUCGCAUUAUCAAUGCGAUAGCAAGUUUCGCAAGGCAAUGUGCUAUUAUAACACGACACAUUUCCAAAUCGUUGCCCAGCAGUUGCAGCAGAGUGAUGGCUACCAUUUGAUGCUGGAGGAGCUGCGCUCCGGUGGUGUGGACACCAGUGAUAUUGAGAACAUUGUCGAUAUUAUUUCCUGUGUGACUGUACCGCCACCGUUGCCCGACAAGAACUGCGACUGCAAGCAACUGAAGGGUCACACUUUUAUGGGUGAUCUUCUGGCUGCCAUGCCCCAUCAGGCGGUGCACGAAUACACCGCCAAGUCUCGCUCGAGGAAAAGCAAUUUUGCCCUCUUUGUUGACAUAGUCAACUCGCCCGAAUUCCAGUCGCAUAUGCGCACCAAUAUGAUGAAACGCGAUGUGGUGCGUCCGAUGCGUGUCCUGCGUCGCAAUGGCUGGGAUCUGCCACAGCUGCUUCGUGGCGUUAUGACCAUUCUCAGCUGGUGACAGCACGGACAGUCACUAAACAAUUUCUCUGUAUGAUAACUUCCAUGUACAUGUAGAACCAAUAUAGAAAAACUAUUGCUGGAUCUGUUGACUUGA
This is a messenger RNA of Drosophila grimshawi, 856 nucleotides long. RefSeq lists its product as uncharacterized. Bases 68 to 760 code for a protein of 230 amino acids. NCBI's taxonomy places the organism in Eukaryota, Metazoa, Arthropoda, Insecta, Diptera, Drosophilidae. The transcript has 2 exons. The record is from RefSeq and is a predicted model, not a curated record.